This is a messenger RNA of Naegleria lovaniensis, 834 nucleotides long. RefSeq lists its product as uncharacterized. The transcript has a single exon. Lineage: Eukaryota; Heterolobosea; Eutetramitea; Acrasida; Naegleriidae. Gene Ontology annotation, molecular function: protein binding. The coding region runs from base 1 to 834 and encodes 277 amino acids. The record is from RefSeq and is a predicted model, not a curated record.
AUGGAAUCUCUUCAACAUCCAGAUUUAUUACUCUGCAUUUUCAAGAAUUUCAAUCACAUUGAGUUGUGUCAUUGUAUUUCACGAGUGAAUCGUUUGUGGUAUCAAAUCUCGAUUCGGAAUGAAUUGUGGAGAUUUUUAUGUUUUCAUGUCUAUUCCAAACAUCAUGGCAAUUUUAAAACAUUGCAACAAGAUUCACAAGAUGAAGAGGAUGAUCCUUGUUCGGAAGAAGGAGAAGUAUUGAAAAAAGUGAAUUUGAAAUCUAAUCCAGAUGAAUUUCUCAAUCGGAAUAUCGUGCAAUUAGAAUUAGAGAAUUUAUAUUACAAGAACAAGUUCUUUGAGAAGGCUUAUACCAACAAGUUGGUGGUAUUGAGAUAUCCGAAAGAGGAUCUCAAAUAUUAUUCUCAUUUCUGGCAUCCACCACAAGCGAACGAAUUGAAAUUUACGAAUGAUGUGAAACAUUUAUUGAAAUAUGUUCCGAUCAAUCGGAAGAAGCAAAAGAAUGUAUCUUCCAAGAGUAGUGGUAGUGGAGGAAAGAAGCUGCAAAAGAAGGUUAAAUUUGAAUUGUUUGAAAAUCCGAGCAAGGAGGAGCUGUUGGAACUUUUGGAAUUUCCUGGAUUGAUCACUUGUAGCGAGAUGAAUCGUGUUCAUUGUGUUUUAAAUUGUUGUACAACAACAAAGGAAAAGAACGCAAAACGUUAUACCUAUGAUAUCGUUAAAAAGUACGUUGUAAAGAGGUCUUGUCCUACCCUCCCAAUGGAACAACGGUGGGAAUCUGUGAUGAAUGAACACUUUUCAUCAUUCAACUACUCCUCAAUGAUCAAGAUGCUGCAAUGA